AUGGCUCGACGACAUUUCUCUUUUGCAAUUCUUGUGAUCAUAUGUCUUGCACUAGCCGGUGGAGCUUACGCCGCCGGUUCAUCAUCACCUUCUCCACCGGCGACGACGUCAAACACCACAGAAACAUCUUCUCCCGAGACUAUCUUCGGCUUUAACGCAACGAAGGGCAAUAGUCAAGAUUACUCGGACUACGAAGUCCCGACGAAUCUAGCACCCGAUGGAGUCGAAGUCGUUGAAGAUUACGUGCCAAUUAGCGUAAACAGUGAUAAAGACAAUGAUGUACUUGCUCAACCUGAAGGUGAAUCAGAUAAGAAAACAACUCAGCAGCCCAAGGACUCAUCUUCUUCUUCUUCUUCUUCUUAUUCUUAUUCUUCCUUCGUCGUCCUCUUUGUCGUUGUUUUUGUUUUGAGGUUUGAUAUAAAUUAA
Molecule: messenger RNA, 426 nt
Organism: Capsella rubella
Lineage: Eukaryota; Viridiplantae; Streptophyta; Magnoliopsida; Brassicales; Brassicaceae
Exons: 1
Coding region: 1-426 (141 amino acids)
Source: RefSeq, a predicted model, not a curated record